UUCAUAAAACGCGUCUCCCCGUUGUCUUACCUAGAAAGUUCGCCAUUCCAUCUUUCCCCUCUUUCCCCUCUAUAUAGGCUACGCCGCGGCUCUUCGUACCAAUUCAUCCUUACUGUAUCUGUGCUCAGUCAAAAUCACUUCUGAUCUGAGAGUGUUGUUAGUAUUCAAUCAGGAAGAUGGAUGGCGGAAGAGAUCAGUCAACUUUCUGGAACUUCAGCGACCAGCUUCGACUCCACACCGCCGGAAUCUCGAAUCUUUCUCUCGGAGACAGCAUAUGGUCUGAUCCGUUGCUCUCCGCCCGCCGGAUGGAGGAUCGCCGGAACAUGGACGCUUUUGCUUCCUCUGACGCCGGCUGGAAGAUGGGGUUCGAUGUCCCUCAAAAGCUUGCUUUCACUAACAACAAUUUUAAUCGGUACAACAACAACAACCUGAAUAGCGCAAGUAGUCUGAAGGUCACAAAGGAUUUUGACAACGGUAGUCGUGUGAAUAACUAUAACGGAGAGAUCAAGAAUUAUUUCGGGAAGCCGAUUUCUAACUCAACGGUGAAUAGUCACAGUACUGCUGUGUUCGGUGGUACCAAGAAGAACAACGAGAGUAUUGUUAAAGUGGGGAAGAAUAAGAAGAACAGUAACAGCAGUAGUAAAGAUAUUAGUAAUAACAAUAAUAAUAUCAAUACUAAUAGUGGCAGUGCUCUGGAUAAGAGGUUCAAGACUUUGCCACCGUCGGAGGCUCUUCCAAGAGGCGAGGCAGUGGGAGGUUACAUCUUUGUCUGCAACAAUGAAACCAUGGAGGAGAAUCUGAAAAGGCAGCUCUUUGGUCUUCCUCCACGCUACAGAGACUCUGUCCGGGCAAUAACGCCGGGCCUGCCAAUAUUUUUAUACAACUAUUCAACACAUCAGCUUCAUGGGAUUUUUGAGGCUGCUAGUUUUGGAGGAACAAAUAUUGAUCCUGCAGCCUGGGAGGAUAAAAAGCAUCCGGGAGAAUCUCGUUUUCCUGCUCAGAUAAAAGUUGUGACUAGGAAAAACUGUGAACCACUUGAAGAAGAUUCUUUCAGGCCAAUUUUACACCACUACGAUGGUCCCAAAUUCCGACUCGAGCUUAGUGUACCUGAGGCGCUGGCCCUUCUGGAUGUAUUCACAGAGAGCAGCGAUUGACAUUAGCUUCGCAGAGCAGAGUGAAAUGCAAAGGUUUCCAUAUGACAGCAUUUAUGUAAGUUUAAACGUAAGCGUAAUGUGCCUAGGAGAAAAUAAUGUUUGGCUUAAGGAUAUGGAUAAAGAAUGUGUGCCCAUAUUAGUACCAUGUGAAAGAACUUGAGGCUUCAAGUAAGCAUUAUGUAAAUUUUUUUUCACCAAA
Phalaenopsis equestris is the source of this 1353-nucleotide messenger RNA. Its product is annotated as B2 protein-like. The transcript is spliced from 5 exons. Bases 177 to 1154 code for a protein of 325 amino acids. Gene Ontology annotation, biological process: response to endoplasmic reticulum stress. Lineage: Eukaryota; Viridiplantae; Streptophyta; Magnoliopsida; Asparagales; Orchidaceae. The record is from RefSeq and is a predicted model, not a curated record.